Colletotrichum aenigma is the source of this 1359-nucleotide messenger RNA. RefSeq lists its product as uncharacterized. The transcript is spliced from 2 exons. The record is from RefSeq and is a predicted model, not a curated record. Bases 1 to 1359 code for a protein of 452 amino acids. NCBI's taxonomy places the organism in Eukaryota, Fungi, Ascomycota, Sordariomycetes, Glomerellales, Glomerellaceae.
AUGCCCAAGCAGGCAGCUCCUGACUUUAGACACCCAUCUGAAAGCGUCUCAGACGCGCAGGAACACCAGGAACACCUGCCAGCCAGCCCUCAGACCGGCUCACCCAACGCAGUAACGAUGCCCAAGGACGACGCUAAUACAGGCGAGGCCUUACGGCUACUGCUCCCGCGGUAUCGGCCGGAGGGGGCCAGCAGCGGGUUGUGCCCUCAAAGCGAGGCCUCGCCGCUCGCAACAUCCCCGAACGCUUGGUGCGGCCCGCGACAGCCGCACCUGAACGCCAAGCAGCGGCGCGCAGCAAAGCGACGGGCUCGUUUCCACGUGCCACACGGGCGAACAUCUCUAAUAGAGGAAGAAGCUAGGGCCUGCGACGACCUGGCGCCGCCCCUUAGGGAAAGAUUCUCAGACCCGGUUGAGAUACAUCGAAGUCUAUCGGCUAUCCCCGUCCAUCCUCCCCCAACCCAUCUCCUCAAACCCCGCCCGCACACCGCAUACGACCCGUUGAUCUGCGACUUCAUAUCCCUCCUGAAGAGUAAGAAUGUCAGCUGUGCGCUCUGCGCCUUCUAUAAGCGGGGACGGAUAGCAGAGACGCAUAAGCUGAAGAGGUGCUCACAUCAGGCGGAAUCAUCGGAAGCCCAGGGCUGGUUAACAAUGUUCCGGUCGUACCGUGCCCGCGGCGGCGGCAAGGGGGCGCGGUGCCACGCCUGUCGGUUCCCGCUAACGCUCUGUUGGCGGACGGUCUACCGGGAACAAAUGGACGAGUGGUACGGCAAUGAGCAAGAGGCGCUGGAGAGGGAGGAUAUACUAUGUAAGGAGGUACAAUGCGUAUGGGUAAAGGCCGUGCAGCGGUUUGUUACAGCAUGCAUGAUCGUAGAAGGCAUUGGUGCUGGUACCGGCGUGAGCACCCUGGGUGCAAUGGUCCUGGAGGGUGAUGGGCUGGUCGGACUGGUCGGUUUACCCUCCCUGAAGCGGACCUGCCUCAAACACGAGAUAUUCAAUGCUUACCUGUCAACAACGCAAGAGAUCAGGAAACUACCUAGUACCAAGAAAUACCUCCUCACCUCCCCAUCGCCCAACCCUACAGGAGCGAGCGUUCCGACCAGGAGGAGCAGCAGGAACGAGCGCGACACGCUUCACAUCAGCAAUCUACCCCUCCUAACCAGCAUGGACAGGCUCCCCGCGGAGAUCGUCGACCUCAUCUUCCGGAACAUCGCUAGCCCUGGAACCGGCCUGCGUCACAUCGCCCCGUUCCUCCGAUGUGGUCGACGAUGGUUCGAACACGCCGUCCCCUUCGUCUGGAAGAGAGUGUGCCUCCUGGCCAUUACACAAGAGUGUAUAGACAAUAAGAGGAGGGCCCUGUAA